UCGUUCUUGAAUCAGACAUCGCCAGUGCUCAGUGCUCACCACAAGAGAAGAAGAACAGCUUCUAGCAUCAUCACAGCAGCGAAAAAAACAUCUGUACAACAUCAUUUCAUCUCACCGGUAAAUGCCUGAAGACACAGCAUGGUGUGUGGAGGAUUUACGUGCUCGAAAAACGCCCUCUGUUCACUAAAUGUAGUUUAUAUGCUGGUGGGUCUCCUGUUGAUUGUCGUAGCAGCAUGGAGGAAAGGCUUUGGCAUUGUCUCCAGCAUCCACAUCAUCGGAGGCGUGAUUGCCGUGGGCUUCUUUCUUCUGCUGAUCGCCAUUGUGGGUCUCAUUGGAGCUGUCCAUCAUCACCAAGUCAUGCUUUUCUUUUACAUGAUCAUUCUCUUCAUCGUGUUCCUUUUCCAAUUUGGGGUUUCCUGUUCAUGUCUGGCCAUGAAUCAGGGUCAACAGGAGAAGCUGCUGAAUUCAUCCUGGGGAAUAAUGAAUAACGACACAAGAAUCAGGCUUGAGAAGAGGUUGGACUGCUGUGGCCUGUUCAAUGAUACCCAGAACCAGGGAGUGUUUGUGUCUGACUUACACCUCUGUGAUGCUCCAUGUGUAAAAAAGAAGACCUGCCUCACCUGCGGCGAAAAGAUGCUCCAACAUUCAUCAGAAGCUUUGAAGAUCCUUGGAGGAGUCGGCCUCUUUUUCAGCUUUACAGAGAUCUUAGGAGUUUGGCUGGCCAUGCGCUACAGAAACCAAAAGGACCCGAGAGCGAACCCCAGUGCAUUCUUAUAGUCUCUCAGACAAGCUAUUCCAGUUCCCCUUUGCACAGGUAGAGUGGAGCGCACCAAGAGACAUUUAGAGCAGUAAACCCAGAACACAACCACUGAUCCCCACAGCAAACUCUCAUCCGCACACCCGGUUCAGAACACACUAGAUGCAAACACAUCUAUUUUGAUGAUAGAUCUGACCCAUUUUCCACACAAGGUCUGCAGAGGGCUAAUUUAAACCAGCAGGAGGAGGUAUCAUGUGUGAUAGGAUGCUCGUUCUGCCACUUCCCCCAUCCUUGAUGUGAGAAACUCUUCCUGUUUUCUGUAUGCAAAAACGAAAAUCUGCAAUGUAAAGCCAUCGAUGUCUGCAUGUUCAUAGCCUCGGUUUCUUGUGACAAAGUCAACUCACCUGUGUACACAUAACCAGGUAGUUUCCGUGUAACAGAAAAUUAACCCACAUAAACUUUGUUAAUGUUUAGUAUCACUUAGUCAAGGUGAAAUUCUGUCACGUAUCUCCCAGGAGAAUCACAUCCAGGUCUGCAGACCUGAAAAACACCUGUGUUUUGUGCAAUACUAUAUGAAGUCCGUCUCUAUGAGGUGACCAGUCCAGCCUAUGGGAUAUUAGUUUAGGAAUUAGAGGUAGAACGUGAAUAUUUAAAAACACUUGUGUAACUGAGCAAUGUGAAUGGGAGGAUUUCCCCUGCCGAUGGACUGCUGCCCUCCUGUUGUACGUUUACCGUGACAUGGUCGAUGUUUUCUCAUUCUUUUCCAUCCUUAUUUAAAGCACAGAGAUCCUGCCGCCUCAGCCGGGUCUAGCUAGUCUCACUGGACCUUUUACGUUCUCCAUUUCCUUUGAAGCUUAGUAUUACUCAUGGAUUUAGUGUUUUAGUAUCUUAUGAAUUUCUGUGGAUGUUUGUGUUGAAAUAAUCUCAGCGAGCUAUUUAUUCAGUUAUCUGUCGGCUUGGUUUAAGCCACAUACUCAUGCAUUUGAAAUCAUGUAUCGCCUCUUUCCAGCUAUUUUUAAUGGCAUCGAGUCCAUGAUUUUAGCACUGAAUACUGUGCCAUUUUAGUUAAAACCUUUUUAUUUUGUGUUGUGCCAAUCCUCUCUCUCUCUCUCUUUGUUUUGUGCUAAUAGUGUGAAGUUGCAAUUAAAGUGUGCGUUUUUUGCAAUGCUGAUUGUAGUAGAUGGAUCAUUUGUAAUGACCUUUGUGCACACACUUAUGUUAAUUCCAUAUGUACAUUAUGCACUUGUUAAUUUGUUUAUUCAUAUUAAUAGGGAAACAUACUGGCUAAUACUCAUAGUCUGAAUUGCUUUAGUUUCUGCCCCACAUGAUUGAGAAAAUAGGAAGACUGAACCAUCACUCAGUAGAGCUUAUAUGUGUUCUGCUUCACUUGAGUGUGUUUCAAUGAUGGAUUUUGAAGAGGUGAAAUCAAUGUCUGUAUAUAGUAUAGUAUAGUAGUUAUUUAUUGCCAUCGGUGAGCUGUAAGCACCAUUUUCCCUGGAUUUGCCUUGUAUUUUUAAAACUGACUUUUCCAAUUAAAUAUUCUUAGAUCAA
This is a messenger RNA of Carassius auratus (goldfish), 2308 nucleotides long. Its product is annotated as tetraspanin-31. Gene Ontology annotation, cellular component: membrane. The transcript has 6 exons. Bases 139 to 777 code for a protein of 212 amino acids. NCBI's taxonomy places the organism in Eukaryota, Metazoa, Chordata, Actinopteri, Cypriniformes, Cyprinidae. The record is from RefSeq and is a predicted model, not a curated record.